This is a messenger RNA of Morus notabilis, 3255 nucleotides long. Its product is annotated as histidine kinase 5. Lineage: Eukaryota; Viridiplantae; Streptophyta; Magnoliopsida; Rosales; Moraceae. Gene Ontology annotation, biological process: phosphorelay signal transduction system; protein autophosphorylation. The record is from RefSeq and is a predicted model, not a curated record. Gene Ontology annotation, molecular function: phosphorelay sensor kinase activity; histidine phosphotransfer kinase activity.
AUGGUUUGCGAGAUGGAGACCAACCAUGUGGAAGAAAUGGACAUCGAAAUGGACGUCGAAAUCCUGCCUUCGAUGUGGCCGGAGGAUAUCGGAAACGACGCCGGUAAACAGUUCAACGUAGAGAGGCCGGGGCGGGACCAAGACAUGUUAGAGGAGGUGACAAUCCUGGAGGAGCCAACCAUAGUUGAUUUCAAGCGUCUUUUGGAGCUCACCAACUAUAGUGAAAAGGGAUCUUCUCAAUUGGCUUACCUUGUUAAACACUGGGAGUACAAACAGGCAAAUGCCGUGCGCCUCCUAAGAGAAGAGCUCGCCAUUCUGAGCAAGCAAAGGCAGGAGGCUGAGCUCAAGAAGUUGGAAAUUCUAGAGGAGCAUCUGUUCGAUUUGGAGACAUAUGGCGACAAGCAUCCCAUUUCGAUUCUUGACGGGGCCUACGACAUAUGGCCGGAUGUUCCUAGGAUAAGAAAUGAUGUCGUUGUGCAGAACAAGGGGAUUGAAAUCGAUGCUGAGUAUGAUACUGUUGUGCACUGGAAGCAGAGAGCCUUGCAUUUAGAGAAAUUGUUGGAGGCGAGUAAGCAAAGAGAGCAGAUUCUCAUGGCAAAGUUACAAGAGAGCAUUGUAAAUCUUGAAAGGCAAUCCUCUCCAGUGGAAGAGUUGUCUCAGAUCUUGAAGAGAGCGGAUAAUUACUUGCACUUUGUGCUUCAGAACGCACCUGUUGUUAUUGGUCAUCAGGACAACGAGUUGAGAUAUCGGUUUAUCUAUAAUCACUUCCCAAGUUUGCAAGAGGAGGACAUUAUAGGAAAAACAGACGUUGAGAUUUUUACUGGAUCUGGCGUGAAAGAAUCUCAAGAUUUCAAGAGAGAAGUUCUCGAGAAGGGAUUACCCGCGAAAAGGGAGAUCACAUUCGAGACAGAACUAUUCGGGUCGAAGACUUUUUUGAUAUAUGUUGAACCAGUCUUUAGCAAGUCAGGGGAAACAAUUGGUAUAAAUUACAUGGGGAUGGAUGUCACUGAUCAGGUGAAUACUAUCUUUCCCAAGUGGUCAUUUUGUCAGACUUUUCUAGUGAUGAUAAAAUUUCUAAUAGUGCUUUCCUCAUUGUGGCACCAGGUGAGGAAAAGGGAAAAGAUGGCAAAGCUCAGGGAGGAGAUAGCAGUAAGAAAGGCCAAAGAAACAGAACUGAACAAAACAAUUCACAUAACAGAGGAGACAAUGCGUGCUAAGCAAAUGCUGGCAACCAUGUCUCAUGAGAUAAGAUCUCCUCUCUCUGGAGUUGUAAGCAUGGCUGAGAUUCUCUCCACCACCAAGCUUGAUAAGGAGCAGCGCCAACUCUUAGACGUCAUGUUGUCUUCUGGUGAUUUAGUUCUCCAACUUAUCAAUGACAUCCUUGACCUUUCAAAGGUUGAGUCAGGAGUGAUGAAGUUGGAAGCUACAAAAUUCCGACCGAGAGAAGUAGUAAAGCAUGUACUCCAGUCUGCUGCAGCAUCUCUGCAGAAAAUGCUGACCUUGGAAGGUCAUGUUGCGGAUGACGUUCCCGUUGAGGUCAUUGGAGAUGUUCUUAGGAUUCGACAAAUUCUCACCAACUUGAUCAGUAAUGCAGUCAAGUUUACACAUGAAGGGAAGGUUGGGAUAAAGCUUUAUGUGAUAUCAACUCCGACCUGGGGAAAACAAGAAGGAUGUCAUCAAAAGCUUGAUGCAGAUCAACCAGUCACUCAAGAAAAUGGACAAAAAGAGAAUCAACCAACAUCACAAACAAGCGGUGAUCGAAAAAGUUAUCAUGGUCACAGUAAUGGUUCUUGCCAGAACCAUUCGGAUGAACCUAGAACCCCAAGUAAGACAGAAACCCCGAGGACUGAGGAUACGGAUCAACAAUCUCAUUCUGCUGAAACCACAGUGUGGAUACGCUGUGAUGUGUAUGACACUGGAAUUGGAAUUCCAGAAAAUGCUAUACCUACUUUGUUCAAGAGAUACAUGCAAGUUAGUGCUGAUCACGCUCGAAAAUAUGGUGGGACAGGACUAGGACUGGCUAUAUGCAAACAACUGGUUGAACUGAUGGGGGGUCGUCUCACUGUGUCUAGUCGAGAACACUUCGGUUCUACAUUCACGUUUAUACUUCCUUACAAGGUUUCAAACACAUGUGAUGGCUCUGAUGAUCCGGAUGAGCUCUCGGAUAUGGCUAGUCAUGAUGCUGCAUCAGAUGAUACAAUCGAGAGCUAUUUUGAAUUCCAGCCACGCACUUUAGGUUCUCUCUUCAAUUCUAGUGGAACCAGCAGGACGCCAAAACUACUACCACACAAGAUUGGCUACAUUAGCUCGCAUAAGCUUAAUGGGCUUUCUGGCAACUCUUACUCCUUUCCCUAUAAUAGCAGCAGACCAACAGAGACAGUUUCAGUUGAGGAUUCUUGUUCAUCAAUUAGUGCUGCAGAGACAUCACCAGAACCAGAAACUUCAGUAAGGCACAGUGCAGAUCCUGAUAAUGAAGAUGGAGCGUCUGGAGGCAAACAGUGUCAAAAUGACUCAAACGAAAAACUCCAAAAUCCUUGGACAGAUCAAACUCACCAUGCAGAGUCAAGUAGGGAAAUGGAUGUAGCACCAAAUAUGGACAAGCCCCAAGAAGCAUCUAAGAGGCAGGAGAAAUCUGAUACAAUAAGCUCUCAGCAGAUAUCGAAAAUCAGCGUAGAAGUACUGAAUUCAAACAUGGAACCAAAGAUACUUCUUGUUGAGGACAAUAAGAUCAAUGUUAUGGUGACACAGUCAAUGAUGAAGCAAUUAGGCCACAAAAUAGAUGUUGUGAAUAAUGGGGUCGAAGCUGUGCGAGCAGUUCAACGGCGCAGUUACGGUCUUGUUUUGAUGGUAAUUCUUAUGGAAUCUCAAAUCUUUCUUAUUUCUUUUUCUAUGUUUCAGUUAAAAAAAUAAUUUUAAAAACCUUGGUAUUCAUGCGUUAUGCAUAACUUGUAGGAUGUGUGUAUGCCGGUUAUGAAUGGCCUCCAAGCUACAAGAAUAAUCCGUUCCUUCGAGGAAACUGGCAGUUGGGAAGCUGCGGAGGAGGCUGGAAUUGAAUCUAAUGUGCCUUCUUCAGAAGGAUUACAGAAUGGCCAGAGCAUUACGCGUCCAACAAACCGAAUCCCUAUUGUUGCGAUGACCGCGAAUGCUUUGUCAGAGAGUGCAGAAGAGUGUUAUGAAAAUGGUAUGGACUCGUUUGUGUCAAAGCCUGUGACUUUCCAAAAAUUAAGACAGUGUCUCGAACAAUAUCUAUCUUGA